Messenger RNA from Exaiptasia diaphana, 749 nucleotides. RefSeq lists its product as uncharacterized. The record is from RefSeq and is a predicted model, not a curated record. Bases 34 to 642 code for a protein of 202 amino acids. The transcript has a single exon. Lineage: Eukaryota; Metazoa; Cnidaria; Anthozoa; Actiniaria; Aiptasiidae.
UUACAGCAAUCAAACCAAGAUACAACUUGCAGAAUGUGUGAACAAACCCAAGAAUCCACGACCCACAUCAUGUGCGGGUGCGCAACAACGGCCCAAAGCUUAUAUAAGUCACGACAUGAUAAAAUGCUAAGACCAUAUUAUCACUACCUACUCUAUAAAUAUGGAUUUGAAAACAAUGACCAUACAAGACCUUGGUAUGAACAGAGCCCACCCGUGGCAGUAGUCGAGAACGAAAGAGCAAAGAUUAUGUGGGAUAUAGAGUUCCAUCUACCGAGAGCACCUCAAAACCAUGCUAACAAAAUAGACAUGGCAAUUAAUGACAAGAAAAGGCAAGUGUGGCUGCUGUUAGAGGGAACAGUCUGCGCUGUUGGCAAGAUAAAGGAAAGAAGUACUUUAAAGCAAGACAAAUACCGUGAACUGCGAAGUGGGAUCAAACAAMUGUAUCCCAAACAUCAGAUUACUCAAGUGAACAUAGUGUUUGAUUUCCUAAGUAACUACCAUCACAACCUUAAAACAGAGAUCAUCGAAAACAUCACAGCAAGUCAAGAAGAGGCACACUAUUUAUUACUUAAAAGUCAGAAGUGGAUAAUCUCACAAAAUGCCGAAAUCGUUAAGAAUUUCUAUACUUAUGUACACGAAUAAAAAUGUAGCGGGUUUAAGGAUAGGAAUAAAGACUGAGCGAGACAUUUAAAAACAGCUUAGCCAAGGCUACUCGCCCGCAAAGUUGUCAAUUUUCAAAAAGAAAUUCA